Messenger RNA from Rhizophagus irregularis DAOM 181602=DAOM 197198, 501 nucleotides. Lineage: Eukaryota; Fungi; Glomeromycota; Glomeromycetes; Glomerales; Glomeraceae. The record is from RefSeq and is a predicted model, not a curated record.
AUGUGGCCUGACUUUUGCUGGCAAGUCGCUCAGAUUAAGAAGAAAAAUAAAUCAAAGGAGUAUACGAUAUCAUUACAACUUAGAACUGAUGGUGAAUAUAGUGCUGAUACAGAUGAUGACAAAAACCCAGAAUCUAGUCAGAAUCAUAAACGAAAAAGAAGACAUGUAGCCAAUGAAGAUUAUGAAAUUAAUGAUUAUAGAACUGAUACAGAUGAUGACGAAAACCCGGAAUCUGAAUCAUAUACAAUGCAGGAACUUCACAUUGAGGAAGAUUCACAACUUGCUCAAUAUUCCUUCACCAUGUUGGAAUGGUCAGUGGUGAAUUUCGAAAUGUUUGUAGAAGCAGGCUGGGCAAGGAUUAGUAGACGGAUCAAGGAUUCAUCUGGGCUUGUGUUUGAUCAGUCAUUAUUCAUCUAUGUUUAUAACGAUGAAGUACUUUCAUUUGAUUUGCAGACAAAAGAUGAAGAAGAACUAUUACUAAAAAUGUUCCAUAAUGCAUAG